AUGCCACAGGCUUCUCGGCCGAUGGUUCGACGACUACCUGCGCCAGAUUCCAGUGAUAUGUGCAUCGGCAAGGACGCUGGCUUCUGGAAGGACACGGCUGGUGCUUUGUGCAGGGAAUUGUGUGUCCAACUCAGUGAGACUGCCCUCAAGACCAAACAAGCCUUCAGGCCCCCUCUGCCGAGCGACUACCCGCUGCUAGACUCCCGGCUCAGUGCCGCAGCGCUGGGCACGUGGCUCGCGGCGCUCGAGGUGCUCAAGGCACAGAGCGGAACGAGGAGCCUUGAUGAGGUUGAGAACGUGUACCCUUGCACUCCGCUACAAGAUGGGAUGAUGGCAGAAACGCUGUUGAACCCUCAGGCCAAUGUGGAGCAGCCGCUGGCCUUCACAGCGGUAAAGCUUCUGAUCAUUCAACAUAACGCUUCUAGGCUCCCCUUGCUCCUUCGCGGUGUGGAUGCGGCAGCCUGGCGGAGGGCCUGGCAGCAAGUCGCGUGCCGGCACGAGGCCCUGCGCGCGACACUCGCCGCGCAGCUUGGGGCGGAGGGUCCUCGCUUCUGGCAGGUGGUCCUCAAGGCCAACUCAGCAGCGGGAUUGACGCAUUGGGAGGAGCCUGUUUGGGCGUUUGAGGGUGUAUGGGACCUGACGGACAUGGAUCUGCCAACAGACAGGCAACUGUCACGUGAAGCAAACAUGGAAGAAGUGCAGACGGCGCGCUUGGUGGAUGGACAGGUCUGGUGCCCAGGCUGCUUGGAGCCUGGGCUGCAGAUUCGGGAUGACUGGGACAUUUGGCCACGCCAAUGCCACGCCCUCGUCUCCCCCUUGGCCCUGUCCUUCCAGGCCUUCUCCAUAGCUUUCUCCGCAACGAUGCAGCGGCCGGCUUCCGUUGCGGCGGACGCCUUCUGCGUUUCGCUCUCUUCGAGGCUGGUCUCUGGGCUUGCUUGUGUUUGGCCUCGAGUUGGGGGAUCUGGGCUACUGGCCGCUCCAACGUUCUCACGUUUGCACCAGUUGGCACACGCAGAGGUUCGGCGCGGCACAGAGCAGAUCGAGGACGGCCUUCAUGUCUUCGUUCGCACUGAGCACCACGCCAUUUCUGACGGCUGGUCGAACCCGCUGCUGCUCCAGGAGGCCCUGCACUUCUAUGCAGGAGGCGGAGAGCUGGCACCGGCCGCACCCCUGGCCUCCUUUGCCGCCUUUGUGCAGAAGCGGAGCCAGGGCAAGCAGCGACGAGAAGACAUGCGACGAUUCUGGAGGCAGCAGCUUUGUGACGCAGGUACAGUGGCAACACCGACAAGUGCCCUUGGCCCUCACCAUGCUCCAGCUCACGACCCCCAGGAGCCGCCUCGGAGAGAGCUACUCCAGCUGCGGCGACAGCUGCAUGGCUGGUCGCGGCGUGCCAUCGAGGUCUUCUCUGAAGGAGGUGCUACAUCUGCUGCUGUGCUUCACAGCGUCUGGGCACUUCUACUGGCCCAUCGGAAGAUGGGUGAUGUCUUCGGCGCAGUCCUUUCCGGCCGCGAUGCCCCCGUGCCGGGUGUGGAAGGCAUGGUGGGCCUCCUGAUCUCCACGGUGCCCUUGCGCGCUCGCUUUGAGGCCACCCUGAGCUGCAGAGACUUCGCUCUGCAACUUCAGCGGUUGCUCUUGGAGGUGGCGGAGCACCAGUGCCUCAGUUGCGACCAAGACAGAGUCUAUGUGAAAGGACCGCCAGACAGGCUGAUAUCCGGGAAUGGUGCAAGCUUCCCGGACGACCUCUUCCAGACCACGCUGGUGUUCGAGAACUUCCCCUUGCCAGGUGACGAGAAGUCUUGGCUUGAGGCGCUGCAUCCUUUCGAUGAGUCCAUUCCCAUCACCGGUGCCGUGCUGCCCAUGGAGGCAGAAGCUGCUAAAGGGACUGAGAAAGAUGAUCGAGGAGUUAGCGGUUAG
Molecule: messenger RNA, 1914 nt
Organism: Symbiodinium natans
Lineage: Eukaryota; Dinophyceae; Suessiales; Symbiodiniaceae
Source: the annotation of a GenBank genome assembly